CGUUCUUCAGAUAUUUAUUCAUUAGAUAAAUUUAUCCGAAAGUGGAACAACCCGGCCCGAAGUGUCUAAUUUUAAUCAGGAAACAAAAUCUAGCUAGCCGAAUAUUUAUAAAACGAGAGUUAAUAAAACGCAAUUUCUUCAGAAUGCGAAAUUCUCAGAGUUCAAGAAUACGAAGACCAUUUUCGCAGAUGUAUCGACUUGCAUUUGUUUCGCAAAACGAUGAAAAAAGCCAGAAAUCGCCAUGGCCUGUUUAAAAUUCCGCAAGCGUGUUAGCGAAAGUUCGCAUUUUCUCACUGUGUCAAAUGCAAUCGACAGGCCGUCUUAAACAAACAUGCACAUAUGCUCACCCUGAACGCGCCGUUAAUUUAUUUCGCAUACACGCGCAUAUUACAGAAUAUAUAUUUUCCACAAAUUUUUGACGCACCAGUAUUUCAAUUUCCAUGUUUUCGCGUAUUCUCCUUUCACUUGCGUCAACAGAAAUUUGAGUCUUCGCGUUUCCCGUAAGAGUACAUUGAACUUAACGGAAAGAUAUUUCUUUGAAUCUGUGGAAAGCUGUUUAAGAACGACAAAUCAAUAAAUGAACGAACGAGAAACUUACUCGCAGACAUAAAAUCGCAUCUUCCGGCAACGAAAAGUCAGUCGACCUUACGAUGAUUACGUCAAAGCUCAUUGUCAACACGAAGCAACGUUUUCGACAUUUCCUAGAAAAUCCUCAUGGUCCCGUGGAAUAUCGAAGACUCGCUGAGGUAUAUUUAAUCAGUCGCUCAUUAACAGGAGAAAAUCGAAAGCAGUCUCCCGAGUGAAGUGCGUUUUAGAAAAUGAUACGAGACGCGAAGAGUCCCGAAACCGAUGUAACAUUCGGCCGUGUCGAAUACCCUUCGACGUCCCAGUUCUCUUUCCGUCGCUGCAGGUGAUUACUUUAUUCAUUAUAACAUUGAACGUUUAUUUAAAGGAUAUUUAACCACCGAUACACGACGAUUUUCUACUUUCCUGUUCACGCAAUCGUCGGCCGCAUGGCAAACGCGAGAAAGUUUUUUUUUCUUCUAACGUCGUUUGACAAAGUUGCAGGAGGCGCGCCGCAUUUUUCAAAGAAAAGGUGCGCACACGAUUUUAGUGUGUUGUUCUCGAGUGUCAUCGUGGAACGGCUCGGUGCUUGGAGGAUGACGCUCAUCGCAGACAAAAGGGGAAGGGAACGUUCGUCGUCUGCAUGAAACGACCGACGGGCGUCGAAGUCUCCGCGCGGACGCCCGUCGAAAACGCCGUCCACCGAGUGGUAAAAGUAUUGACACGAUAUGUCCUCGUUGUGUAUAUAUAGGGGUACCUGCCAAGAAGGCACUACAGUUCUUUAGCGAGCGUCUGCAGGACGGUGCCGCAGCGAAUAGCUGUCCUUUCGAGGCUUUUCUCUCUGGGGAACUUAAAGAUCGCAAUCGGGGAAGCACUCUGCUGCGUUUCGUUGAUCAGGCGAGAAGAAGAAAGAAAAUGAUAGCGCUCGUGAUUUUUGGUACUCUCGUGGCACUGUCUUCCGCCCAAUUUCAACCGCAACCCAGCGGGCGGAUUCUGGAGUCCCCGAUACCGGCACUUUGCGCGCAAAGGACCAUCCACCAGCGGUUCAACGGGAAGGGCUAUUACUUCUCGUGGGCCGACUCGAGGACGAACGGGCAGGAGGUGGACUGGCUGACCGGCAGGAACUUCUGCAGGCAACGCUGCAUGGACCUGGUUUCCCUGGAGACCUCCGCCGAGAACGAGUUCAUCAAGAGCCGCAUCGUUCAAAACAAGGUGAAGUAUAUCUGGACCUCUGGCCGCCUCUGUGACUUCAAAGGCUGCGACCGAACAGAUCUGCAGCCUCUCCACAUCAACGGCUGGUUCUGGACCGCUGAGUUGCAGAAGCUCGCUCCCACUAACGAUCGCAACCAAAACGACUGGUCGGAGAGCGGCGGCAUCGGCAAGCCGCAGCCGGACAAUCGCGAGGCCAUUCAGGGCGGCGCGCCUGAGAAUUGCCUGGCAGUUCUCAAUCAAUUUUACAAUGACGGAGUGAACUGGCACGACGUGGCGUGCCAUCACAAGAAACCGUGGGUCUGCGAGGAUAACGAAUCUCUGCUGAAAUACGUCCGCUUCACCAAUCCCAACAUCCGCGUGUAAGCGAAAGAUAGAAAUUUUGGGGAAAUUUCACCAGCCCUCGGUUUCCUGCCGAACAGUUUAAACACUCGCUAAGCUACACGGGAACGAUUAAAAGCGCGUCUAUGUGAUGCGCCAGAUAAGCGACUGAGUAGUAUAUAUAUAUACAUAUAUACGCUCUAUAGAGUACCUUAUUUAUUAUCGUUAUUAAUACCUCAAUGUUCAUCCAAGUGAAAGACGAUUGCGCAUAAAUCAUUAGAUACCUUUUAAACAGGAUUGUAA
Messenger RNA from Dinoponera quadriceps, 2397 nucleotides. RefSeq lists its product as uncharacterized. NCBI's taxonomy places the organism in Eukaryota, Metazoa, Arthropoda, Insecta, Hymenoptera, Formicidae. The record is from RefSeq and is a predicted model, not a curated record. The coding region runs from base 1480 to 2139 and encodes 219 amino acids. The transcript is spliced from 5 exons.